AUGGCUUUCCAAGUACGCCAGACUCAUUUUCUGUUAACAGCUUUGUUGUUCCUCUCGUUUGAUGUGAUCACAAAAUCCCAAGCAACAAAGCCCUCCAAACACGGCGAAGUUCACCGCGCGAAAAGUGAGAUCGACUCGUUGAUUUACAAGUUGACUUUAGAUUUGAAAUCUUUUAACGAAAAGGAAACUAAGGCCGAGGCUGUGCAGAAAGAUGCCUCGAAACUGGCUCGGGUCGCAGAAGAGGAAAUCGCCCUGUUGAGGCCAGUUCAACGUCUCUUGGAAAAGCUUGCAAAGGGGAACUCCUCGAAUGGAAAAGAACGCUGUAUGGCCUGGCCAGGCGGUAAAAUACGGAUACAAAUUAAAGCUGCAUCCCCUCUGCCCAAACACUUCACUAUAAGUGUACCAGGUAAGAGGCCAUAUUUAUCCAGUUAAGUAAGAUCAUUUAGCGUUCCUAAUUUUUUCAGGCAAAAAUCGGAACAAAUAAAUUUCCAGCUACUAAAAUAUAUUACGGAAACAAAUGAAAUUUAAUGACAACAAAUAUGGAACUAUUAAGUAGGAAACGUAUCAAGGAAAAAAUAACAUAAGAGAAAAAAUGGUUCAGAAGGGUAAUGGGCUGCUUAAUUACUAAAAAACAAUGCGCACACACAAACUGGCAAAAUUGUUAAAAUCUCGUAAGACGUUUUUGGUAACCGAUGAAUCUUCCACUGGUUUUCAGCGUAACUAGAAAUACCUACAUGUAAAAAUUUUAGAACAACUCAGGUACAGGCAUGAAUGUUCUAUGUUUUGUGAAAUUAGGUAUAACAAAUUUGAAACUUACACUGUAAAUUGGAAAGAUCUGCUUCGGGCCCAACUUCCAGUCAAACCCUGUAAGCCCCAAGUCUGAAUAAUUCUUUUGUUCAGCGAUUUGAGUACACUUUGUGCCAACACAGCCCUAUAAAAGAUCUAUUCCAGCCCUUGAAACUUACAGCCGGUGGGUCUAAAUUAGCCCAAACUAGGCCGGGGGGCUAAAACGAUGUUUUUAGUUUGCAGUAUAUUAGUUCUGGUGUUUACGCCAUUACAAAUCAUACUAUUAACAAUUCUCAUUCUUGAAUAGCACUUCUUAUCCUGUUUUAAAUUGGAAUUAUUUGCCAUUCUUUCCUCGCAGUCAAGAUCAGACUCUCAAUUUCCGUCCUUACACCUGAACAAAAAUGUAAUAGUUUUGAGCACAUUCUGACAUUUCUAUCCACAGUUAAUCACCGAGAGCUGCUAGACAACGGACGAUUGACACGUGAAGAUGGCGAAGACUUGCAGGUCUAUUACCAUAUCAACGGACAGCAACCGUUCCAAAUUGACCGUGUCAUCAGUGGCCUGGGAACAAAAUCAGCAACUGUCCACUUUCGACUGCAGACUCCGAUAUCAUCCAACACUGCUGAUGACGUGUCUUAUUUUUUAGUCCUCGGUGCUUCGGUCAGCGGCAGUGCCAUGGAUGAUCCUGCCAAAGUGUACGCAUUUUUCGACGAUUUUUCGAGCGCAACUUUAAAGAAAGAAUGGGGGAAAAACUGGGGGAAAUGGAGCGUGCAAAACGGGAGGUUACUGGGAAGCACAAUGCAGAGUAAAGAUUUAACCAAAGAUAAUAUUGAGGUCGGACUGUAUCUCAAAUCAGGUUUUCAGUGGAAAGAUGUUAUGGUAGAGCUUGACUUCAUGGAGACUGGAAAGAGUAACACCGCUUCUGGACCAUUCCUGCGCCUCAGAGAUGUGAGCCUCAGCAAAACCACAGGGUGGUGGUUUCAGUACUACCCAGGUCAUUCUGAUUCUUCCUACAUGAGACCUUUGGCAGCUAAUAAAGAUGGUGGCUGGUUAAUCAAAGGAAAACUACCCACAACCUACAAAUUGAACAAAUGGUUCCACUUCAAGUAUCGAGUGCUUGGAGACAGGUUUUCACAAUGGGCGAAUGGCAAACUUGUACACGACAACAUCAAAGUUAGCUCCAAGUGGAUGAUACCAGCAGGAACAUUUGGACUGGGAUGUCAUCACUCCCCACUCAACUGCAAAACCUUUUAUGACAACAUUAAAGUGACUUUAGUGGUUUCUACUCCCCCCAACAUCACUUUGGGAUCUUUCCAGUCAUUCGUUCCUGAGAAAAGUGCUCUGCUAGGCGAGAAAAAGCUUCCUGCGGACUCAUGCAAACAGAUCCAUGAUGCAAGUCUCGCGAGCAACAAACCGCGUGCUAAGAAUGGCGUUUACUGGAUCAAGACGGACCUCCAAGGCAGCUCGUCUGUGCAGACUUACUGCGACAUGCAAAACGGUGGCUGGACCCUUGUCGGCAAAAUCAGCGGAAAUGUGGCCAACAUUUACAGUAAAUGGUUGGUGUCUAACCACAACACUGCAUUGCUGAAGACUCCAAAGAUCGCCUCGCAGACAUGGUUUGCCUGCAUUGACGCACGCAGCUUAGCAGUAGAUCAAUCGUCCACGAUCCUGUUGUCCAGCAGUGAGAGGAUGGAUGGGUUGGGGAGCAAGUGGGUCAUGUGGAGGUUGCCUGGUGACAGGAAAAAAGACUCGUUUUGGCGCCAUUCGGUUGGACCAUCAACUGUAAAGGCAGCUGUACAAACACCCGUCAUGGUGUACGCUUGGAAUGGAAACAAAAAGGUAAAAACAUAGAUGAUAAGAACUGGCCUUUCCUUUGUCGAAAAUAUGCUGCACAAGGAGGUCCAAGGGGACUGGAAAGAGCGCUCCCCACCCCUUCCCUAAAAGUCUGAAUUCGCCACUGACCUGUGUCCUUUAAGCCCAAGUUGUGGGGUGGAUAGCGUUAUCCACUGGAGAAAUUUCUAUCGCAAUUGUUUCCCCUAUACUUUAUCAUUUAACAAUUUAUUGAAUGAGGCUGAGUAUGAUAAAAAAAUUGGCCUGUUUCUCGGCACGGUUUCAGGAUUUUUUCUUCUUGCAGAUACUCAUUAAAAAGUAGAUAAAAUCCAGCAACCUCGUUUCCAGGCAAAUAUACCAUAAAUCAACCUCGUUACCAAGCAAAUAUACCAUCGCAUCGAUGAUAUAUUAGUCGCAUCUUCCAAAUUUGAUCAACGACGGCUGAUUAUGAAAAAUCAGCCGGGGGAAAUAAGCCAAUCAGAGACGGCGAAAUAUUUUGAAUGAAUAAUAAAAUGAUUUAUCAAGUGAAUAGCAGUAUCCAGCGCUAAAGAGGAGAUCUAAAGGGGGGGGGGGGGGGGGGGUGUGCGUUUUUAAACCAUGGUGAGAAACAGGUGAAUGGGGGGAAGAGGCAGUUUGAAAUUUUAAAAAUUAUUUUUUAUUCAAAACAAAAAACACAAAAAAAAACAACCUUGGUUUACAGUUCAACAGAUAACACGACAGAUUAAAAAAAUACCUACAACAAGCAUAAAAACAAGGCGAGCGCUCGAUCAAAGAAACAGAUGUGCAGAUGCUGUAGAAAUAGAAAAUAAUCGUAAGGAAAAAAAAAGAGCAGAGAGUAAAAUAAAUGUAAGUAUAAAUAAAAAAUUGUGUGUAAAAAUGGAUCAGGCGUAAGCAAAAAAGAGGGUCAUAAGAGGUGGGGGGGGGGGGGGGGGGGUUGUCACUUUUAAACUCGGUGGCGAAAUACUUGACUUGAGAGAAGAGUCAGCUUUGCAAUUUACAAUAUACUAGUUUAUCACAAACAAUCAGUCAACUCAAAACAGCUUCCUGUGAUAGCUGUCAAUUGACAACAUGGAUGUUCACAAAGAUGCCCAAAAGUCAAUAUACCAAGGCCGAGCUCCCCCUGUACCGACUAAACUGUCAGUUUUUAUCUCCUAGAUCUGUUACCAAAACAAGUUCGGGAUAAUGCCUUAUGCGCAUCAUGGAGGUUCGUAUCCUUACGCCUCUUAUGACACUGCAGGCAACACCGCAACAAACGACUACUGUAUGUCUGUUGGAAUCAUGACUAAAGGAUCCACUGCGCAUGGCUGGUCCCAGAACGCCAAUGGUUACGAUAGUCCAAGAAGCGAUUCUGAUUGGCCGAACGGGUCAGUCAACCACCAGGCUCCAACCCUGACAGUCUGGCUCAAGUAA
Messenger RNA from Porites evermanni, 4026 nucleotides. The record is from the annotation of a GenBank genome assembly. NCBI's taxonomy places the organism in Eukaryota, Metazoa, Cnidaria, Anthozoa, Scleractinia, Poritidae.